Molecule: messenger RNA, 1202 nt
Organism: Panicum virgatum (switchgrass)
Lineage: Eukaryota; Viridiplantae; Streptophyta; Magnoliopsida; Poales; Poaceae
Product: isoflavone reductase homolog
Exons: 4
Coding region: 75-1013 (312 amino acids)
Molecular function (GO): oxidoreductase activity
Source: RefSeq, a predicted model, not a curated record
CAUUUACACCUAUCCCCCAAGGAGUGGCUACAUACUCCACGCCACCCUUCGUCUCGUCCUCCUCUUCGGUUUCCAUGGAGAAAAGCCGGGUGCUUGUCGUGGGCGGCACGGGUUACAUCGGCCGCCGGAUCGUGCGGGCGAGCCUGGCGCAGGGGCACCCCACGCUCGUCCUGAUACGGCCGGAGGUCGGCCUGGACAUCGACAAGCUCCAGAUGCUGCUGUCCUUCAAGGCCCAGGGCGCGCGCCUCGUGGAGGCGUCGCUGGACGACCACGCCGCGCUCGUUGCUGCCGUGGCGCAGGCCGACGUGGUGGUCUCGGCCAUGUCCGGGGCGCACAACCGGAGCCACAACAUACACUUGCAGCACAAGCUCGUCGAGGCUAUCAAGGAAGCAGGGAACGUCAAGCGUUUCAUACCAUCGGAAUUUGGCGUGGACCCAUCGAGGAUGAGGCACGCUCUUGAACCAGGAAGGGUUACAUUUGAUGACAAGAUGGAGAUAAGAAGGGCAAUAGAAGAGGCGAACAUUCCCCACACCUAUGUUUCUGCUAAUUUCUUUGCUGCUUACUUUUGUCCUAACCUCUGUCAAAUGCGCACCCUUGUGCCACCCAAAGAGAAAGUUCAUGUAUAUGGAGACGGCAACGUCAAAGCGAUAUUUGUGGAUGAAGAUGAUAUUGCAACAUAUACAAUUAAGUCUGUUGAUGAUCCACGCACCUUGAACAAGACAAUAUACAUAAGACCACAAGAAAACAUCCUCACUCAAAAUGAAGUGAUAGCAAAAUGGGAAAAGCUCUCCGGAAAAGUUCUAGAGAAAGUCCACAUUCCUGCAGAUGAAUUCUUGGCUUCGAUGAAAGGUACUGACCUUGCCAAUCAAGUCGGAGUGACCCACUUCUACCACUUUUUCUACGAAGGUUGCUUAGCAAACUUUGAAAUAGGGGAGGAUGGAGUAGAGGCUACUCUGCUGUACCCAGAGGUUGAGUACACCCGCAUGGACGAGUACAUGAAGAUAUAUUUGUAAUGGUAAAAUUUGAAAAUUUGUUGUGGGUCUGUCUUAACAUAUCAUUAUCCAUAGACACCAUGUGUUUGAAUUAUUUUGUAUUGCAUUAUGUAUUGACAACCAAUACUACUUCCUGUAUUACGCUCUCCCGUCCAUAAUGAUAAUAUAUGGAUCAAUAAAGAUGAGAGGCCCGAUUACUUCUGUUCUUAA